Messenger RNA from Sinocyclocheilus grahami, 1027 nucleotides. RefSeq names its product enkurin-like. Bases 120 to 905 code for a protein of 261 amino acids. The transcript is spliced from 5 exons. Gene Ontology annotation, cellular component: acrosomal vesicle; axonemal microtubule. NCBI's taxonomy places the organism in Eukaryota, Metazoa, Chordata, Actinopteri, Cypriniformes, Cyprinidae. The record is from RefSeq and is a predicted model, not a curated record. Gene Ontology annotation, molecular function: calmodulin binding.
GACAGUUGUUCAACAACACCGAGUCCAUCGGCCAUUACGUAAAAAAAAAAACACUACUGUCUGCAAACAGCGGGACGUUUUCUCUUGUUUUCCUGUCAUUUUUGUCUCUAUCAGCCAUCAUGAGCGACACAAUCUAUCCUCCAGAGAGCAUCUAUAACCUUAUUCCCAGAGAGGAAGAGAAAGCCGUGAAAGCACCCAGGUACAUGUCAAAGUUCAGAGAGCAGGUGAAGCUGGAGAAAGAGGUGAACAAAGCCCCCAGUAAAACUAUGGGACCAGCAAAAGUGGAUGUGCCGUCACCACAGAAAUAUCUACUGAAACACUCCAAGGAGCCCAAACUCGCUGAGAAGAAACCUUUUAAAUAUGAAGAUGAUGAGCUACAGAGUAAACCACCGAUACCUGCCAGGACAGACAAGCCGCUCAUGGGUCUCCACAGCAACAAGAACUUUAUUAAGACCAACGCUGUGGAGAACAUCAUGACAGUCCCGAAGAAACCACAGCCUGUGUAUGCUUAUACCAAGAAGGGAGACAAACAACUGUUGGAGAAAUCUGGUCUCAUCCCAAAAUACAUAAAGAAGAAGGACUAUGGCCUAACUCCAGAGUACCUGCUCCAGCGCAGAGAGGAAGUGAAGAAAGCACAAGAAGAAUAUGACAACUAUGUCAAGGAGCGAAUGAGAGAAGGGGCCAUGAAACAGCUUUCAGGUGAAGAGCGCCACAAUAUCCUGCAGGCUCUGAAGAAGAACUGGGACGAGCUUCAUCACCAGUACCAAGGCCUCUCUGUUGUCACAGACACAGCUCCAAAAAAAUAUAGGAAGGAGCGUCUGGAGCAGGAAAUGAAGCAGCUGGAGAAAGAUAUUGAGCUGAUUGAGCGACACAAAACCAUCUACAUUGCUAAUAUCGGAGCAUGAUGUUAGCUAGUCGCCCUGAAUUCAGCAAAUAUCCAAGAACAACAUUUGAAACGGGCAAAACUGCCACAGUGUCUUUGCUUGUCCUCUCUUAUGGUACUUCAGAAAUAUUUUGAAAGGCUUCU